Molecule: messenger RNA, 1627 nt
Organism: Suillus discolor
Lineage: Eukaryota; Fungi; Basidiomycota; Agaricomycetes; Boletales; Suillaceae
Product: phosphatidyl serine synthase-domain-containing protein
Exons: 14
Coding region: 42-1415 (457 amino acids)
Biological process (GO): phosphatidylserine biosynthetic process
Molecular function (GO): L-serine-phosphatidylethanolamine phosphatidyltransferase activity
Source: RefSeq, a predicted model, not a curated record
AGCUAGCUCGUGCGUGCGUUCCAACCAUCAUCUACAUUGCGAUGGCUCACGAAGCCGAGAAUACAUCGUCCACGUCUCAAGUGGAAGAAUCAGAUCCCGACGCGUUGCUCUCACCGCCUCCCGAUGCUAGGCCGGAACCUGGGCUUAAUGGUAAUCCCGUUCGCUGGUAUGAUGCGGAUAGGACAGAGUCAUAUACGCGAAUCGCGCCUUUCCAAGAGUUGCAUGAUACAUCUAUAGAGUUCUUCUAUAAGCCCAUUACGCUAACCGCACUCGGCUUUGGCCUGGCUGCAUUGAGCUAUGUAGCUAUGACCCAGGACGUUUUGGAAGAAGGCCGGGACAAACGGCGUGUGGGCGCCUAUGCUGCAGUAGUUUCAUUCCUCAUGUUCUCGAUGAUCCAAUUCCGGGAUGGACCAUUCAUUCGUCCCCACCCUGCAUUUUGGCGCGCGAUACUUGGCAUCAAUUUACUUUACGAGCUUGCUCUCGUCUUCCUGCUGUUCCAAGAUUUGAACUCGGCGCGACGAAUGAUGACUCUUUUGGAUCCUUCACUAAACCGGCCUUUACCUGAGAAGAGCUAUGCGGAACACUGCGAAUUGACGCCGCAGAACAUCUGGGAUUCAAUCGAUAUAUUUUGUCUAGCGCAUGCUCUGGGCUGGUUCGGCAAGGCCAUGAUCCUGCGCGACUAUUGGUUUUGUUGGAUUCUGAGCAUUGCAUUUGAGUUCGCAGAGUAUAGCCUGCAACAUCAACUUGCGAACUUUGCCGAGUGUUGGUGGGACCAUUGGAUACUUGAUGUUCUAGUCUGCAACUGGUUAGGAACUUAUCUGGGCAUGAAGACUUGUCAAUAUUUGGAAGUGAAGCCCUACGAAUGGCGCGGUCUACGGCAAACUAGGGGAUUGCGGUCAAAGGCUCGCCGGGUGCUUAGCCAGUUCUCCCCACAUGACUGGACAGCAUUCAAAUGGGAGGGGACUGCAUCAUUCUUGCACUAUGUGAUAGUCGUAUUACUCCUAGCAGUCUUCCUUGCUGCGGAGUUGAAUCCAUUCUAUCUCAAGAGUCUCCUUUGGAUGGAGCCUGAUCAUCCGAUUGUGAUACUAAGGCUGGCGGGUGUCUUUCUUUGCGCAUUGCCUGCCGUACGAGAGCUUUACCAAUACAUAAACAAUCCAAGAAAAGCGAAACGAAUGGGGCAACAUGUGUGGCUCCUUCUAGCCACGAUCUUGACCGAACUUCUGGUCAUCACUAAAUGGGGCAAGGGUCAGUUUACGGAGCCACUCCCAUUGUACGUUCGGUGGGCAUGGAUGAUUGGGGGAAUCUUGUUGGUAUUGUAUCCAGCAAUCAGGUUCGGCGUGCCGAGCGUGCGCAAGUACGUCGGAAAGCAAAAGCAGAAGCGGAAAGGGAAAGGAAAAGGGAAGAAGGUGCAGUGAGACUUCAAAUUAUGUUGCUGAUAUCCUUUAUACUACUUGUAGGUACUUAUUGUGCGUGAAUGAAGUUUGCCCGUUAACUUAAGUUGCUCGACGUUUGAGAGAUAAACUGAUACGACGGGAAUAUUCUGGUGCUUCCUGGACGGGAUAUGAUUAGUCAUUAACACGGCAUUAGUCAUCAACACGGCAUUGUGCAUAGAUUGCCCUGGUCCAAG